This is a messenger RNA of Drosophila ananassae, 1616 nucleotides long. RefSeq names its product tachykinins. The record is from RefSeq and is a predicted model, not a curated record. The coding region runs from base 686 to 1603 and encodes 305 amino acids. The transcript has 4 exons. NCBI's taxonomy places the organism in Eukaryota, Metazoa, Arthropoda, Insecta, Diptera, Drosophilidae.
UAAAACAAAUAUUUUUAUUUCAUGAACAUGCGUGGGACAAGGUAAAUCAUAAAUAUUAAAAUAUCCGAAAAACAAUGAUAUACAAAUUAAUUUGCCGUCAUACCGAUGGACUCCCAAGUUGGCCAGUGGUUGUACUCCAUAUCUACUUUUUCACAUUGCCCAUUUUCAGUUUUUUGCCUUUUCGCAUUUUACCUCCUUUUUUUUUGCAUAUGUUUUAUUCACAUAUGCAAACAGAAUUUCCGUUCAAUUCAAUUGCCCGGCGAAGAGGCAUUUUUUUGUGUGCCAUCAUGAAGUGGCGUCCGCAUAAAGGAGCACACCAAUGCCCAUGGAGGUGGCACGCACACAACUGUGCUCCCACACUGAAAUUCUAUUCGACCAAUUGUUGAUAUCCACGAAUGGAGGAGGACGUCGGGCUCGGUUCCACUCGGUUCGGCCCCUGUCGGUUGCGCUUCCUGUUUCGGUUUUGUGGCUCUGCUUCUAUCGCAAGGUGCUCUGGUUUUAUAAAAGUCCGCUGACGUUUCGAUCUGUCGCUCAGUUGUUGCAUAUUUCUCGGCGUGUUCGCUUCUCAAUAAACUAAUAGUUUAAACAAUUUUAAAACUCAGUGAAAGUACAACUUACUGCAAUAUUCGUAGACUUCCCGUUUUCGCUUCAACUUCUACGCCCGCCUAAAAGCUCGCACCAUUAAAUGCGCAGUCAAAGCGGAACGAUCGCUGUGGCGGUGCUGCUGCUCCUCCUCCUGACAGCGGCAUCUACUGCAGCGGAGGCAGACCUGGCUGGGGAGUCCCCCGGAGUAAGCACUCUGCCUCCUAGUGUCGAGCAACCGCGCCGAGUAGUGAAGCGGGCGCCAACAUCCAGCUUCAUCGGAAUGCGCGGCAAGAAGGACGACGAACGGGACACAGAAUCCUCGGACAUCUCGGAGGGCAACUGGCUGGGGAAUGGACCCGAUCCACUGGACUACGCCGAUCUGGAGAGCUACUACUCCGAGAACGGACGGCGGCUGAAGAAAGCGCCGCUGGCCUUUGUGGGAAUGCGGGGCAAAAAGUUCAUCCCGAUGAGUGUCCGCCUGAGCGGUGUCCUCCAGCACAUGGAGGAGGAACGGCUGCGGGAAGGUCUGCUGCAGGAUUUCUUAAAUAGUCUGACGGGGGAAGAGAAUGGAGCCGGGGAUGUGGACAAGCGGGCUCCCACUGGAUUCAACGGCAUGCGGGGCAAGCGCCCGGCCCUGAACGGCGACGAAGGCGAGGAGGAGGAGGCCAUGGAACUGCUGCAGAAACGGGCGCCUGUCAACUCUUUUGUGGGCAUGCGCGGCAAGAAGGAUGUCUCCCACCAGCACUACAAGCGAGCGGCACUUUCAGAGUUCUGGCACACUUUCUUUAAAAAGGCGUACGAUGUAAGGGGAAAGAAGCAACGGUUCGCGGACUUUAAUAACAAAUUCGUGGCGGUCAGAGGAAAGAAAAGCGAGCAGGACGGAGAGGGAGCCGGAAACUGGGAGGCCAUUGGUCAGCAGCAAUACCUGGUGCAUCCCUGGCUGAAUGUUUGGGGCGACAAGCGGGCACCCAAUGGCUUUUUGGGAAUGCGCGGCAAGCGCCCAGCACUAUUUGAAUAAGCGGGGCUUGCCC